Messenger RNA from Mytilinidion resinicola, 1140 nucleotides. Its product is annotated as mRNA turnover protein-like protein 4. Gene Ontology annotation, molecular function: RNA binding. The transcript has 3 exons. The coding region runs from base 158 to 865 and encodes 235 amino acids. NCBI's taxonomy places the organism in Eukaryota, Fungi, Ascomycota, Dothideomycetes, Mytilinidiales, Mytilinidiaceae. Gene Ontology annotation, cellular component: preribosome, large subunit precursor; nucleolus. Gene Ontology annotation, biological process: ribosomal large subunit biogenesis; rRNA processing; ribosomal large subunit assembly. The record is from RefSeq and is a predicted model, not a curated record.
CAACCAGGAAUUGCAACGCUCUCGCGACCUCCAGCGCUUUGUAUCACGUAAAUAAACCUGGCCCAGCUCUAGAGGCCAAGUUUCUCGACUACAAAAAGUAGUCUUCGCAGAUAGCGACUCACUAACAGCCAAAAACCCCACCUCCAAACCACCCAAAAUGCCGAAAUCCAAGCGCGCGAAGAUCAUCCACAUGUCCAAGACGGACAAGAAGGGCAAAGAACUCUCGCAAAAGCUCUUCGCGAACGUACGCGAAGCAGCAGACACGUACCAAUACAUCUUCGUCUUCUCCGUCGAAAACAUGCGCAACACCUACCUAAAAGAAGUGCGCUCAGAGUUCUCAGAUAGCAGACUCUUCUUCGGCAAAACAAAAGUAAUGGCCAAAGCCCUCGGCCUCACCGACUCCGACGAGCACCUCCCGAACUUACACGCCCUAACCCCCUACCUCGCCGGCAACGUCGGCCUCCUCUUCACGUCCCGCGACCCCUCCGCCGUCCUCGCCCACUUCGCCGCCUACACCCAGACCGACUACGCGCGCGCCGGCAUCCCCGCCACGCAAACCUUCACCGUGCCCGCGGGGACCGUGUACUCACGCGGCGGCGAGCUCGCCGUCGAGGACGACGUGCCGCUGCCCCACUCGCUGGAAGUGACGGUGCGCAAGUGGGGGAUGCCCACCCGGCUCGUUUCAGGGAAAGUGAUACUCGAGGACGAUUAUGAGGUGUGCAAGGAAGGGCAGGUGCUGAAUAGCCACCAGACAGCGCUGCUGAAGAUGUUUGGGGUGGCCAUGGCGGAGUUUAGGGUGGAUAUGAAGGCGUACUAUUCUGCGGCGACGCAGGAGGUCAAGGAGGUGGAGGCGAUGGAGGAGUAGGUGUAGACACAAUGAUAGGGCGUUCGGAGCGUCUUGCGCUUGGCUUAAGAUGUGAUGAUGGGAUGCGUCACGGCUGUUCUAUCUGAUGUCCUCGAAAACUGCAUGGUGAAGGCGUUGGGGCAAUGGCGUUAUGGAAGAGGCAGCACGAAGGGCAUGAUAACAUGUCCUUGACAUCCAGCUUUUGCAUGUUUUAUACCUUCUAGAUAAACCGAAAUCGUUCCCCACUAGCUGGGUAAGAGAUGUCACUACCAUAAGCGUUCGUGUCAUCGCAAUGU